This is a messenger RNA of Plasmodium inui San Antonio 1, 1452 nucleotides long. RefSeq lists its product as hypothetical. The transcript has a single exon. The coding region runs from base 1 to 1452 and encodes 483 amino acids. The record is from RefSeq and is a predicted model, not a curated record. Lineage: Eukaryota; Apicomplexa; Aconoidasida; Haemosporida; Plasmodiidae.
AUGGCUUUAAUAAACUUCAAGGAAAGAAUCCACAUUUUGUUAAAGCUAAAGGAGUCGCUAAUUCCCCAGGUCGACGGCAAUUUUGUGAAGGACUGGGAAGCGGAAGCAAUGAAUUACCAAGUGACUAGCGAAAAUAUUAUAAUACACUUGAAGGACAUAUAUUUUAUAGAAGGCCUAAUUACGCCCAUUUCAGAUCAGUUAACCUUUUUGAGAAUCAAUUUACAAAAUUAUGUAAAUAUGUCAGAAAAGGAAAAAGAUAAAUUUAAAAGACUGUACGUAUUGGCAGGCCUUGGAUUAAUUGCUAAACUGAAACUUAUCUUAUUCUUUUCCACGUAUAUUAACGCAAGGGAAAAUAAUCGCAGCAAUAAUUUCCCAGUUCUUACCGAAAGUAAUUAUAACCUAGGACAAUACAACUGUGAAAGCAAUUAUGAGGACAAACUCAAUUUAAUUAAUAAUGGCUGUGAACAGUAUGUAAAUAAUGAGGACGAAAAGAUUAGUUCCUCUUUUAAUCAUGUGGACGAUUAUUACAGCCAGCUUCAUGGCUGCACGGAUGAUUAUAAAGAAAACGUUUUUAACAUGAUGGCCCUGAACAACAUAGUGAACUGCAAUUCGCACUUGGGCAAGGACAAAAACGUCAGUGACAGUGAAUACGUGGACAACACGAUAGGAAUCUACGACAGCUGCGUGGAUAUCAGCAGCAAUAAUGUGGGAGGUAAUCACGUCGGCAGCAACCAUGUGGGCGAUAACCACAUCGGAAGCAACCAUGUCGGCAUCAACAAUGUCGGCGUUAACCACGUCAGCAACAACCACGUCGGCAUCAACCAUGUCGGUAUCAACAAUAUCGGCGGUAACGAUGUCAGUGGCAGCCGAGUUGGCAGCAACCGAAUCGGCAGUAACCACCAUGGCUGCAACAACGUAAGGGGAAACCACGUAAGCGGAAAUCACAUAAGCGGAAACCAUGUCGGUGGAGGCCAGUACAACUCGCUACUCCUGCAGAGCGCAGAAGAAUACCCAUCCGACGUGAUGACCCACUUUGCAGUAGAUAAAAACGAAGGCCUGCAAAAUAUCCCCGCCGCCACAUCAAAGAAGAGAACCGCGCAAAUGACGCAAAGCCAAAACAAAACAGCCGAUUUCCUAAAAAGCUUACACACUUUAAAUGGAAUAACAAAUGGCAUCAACGAACGCAUGCAGAGUUACAAUGAACAAAUAAAUAAUGAAGCACACACCUUCUUGCAACAAAACCAAGACCAAAUCUCCCAGUACAUAAAUAAUAUACAUCAAAGUAUUCAUUCUAACAAUGCAAAUGUAGAAUUCAACAGUCGGAAAUCAAACUUAAGCAACUAUUAUGAUUAUGAUAAUGACAACAGUCAGGAAAAUAACAUUCUUCAAUCCUAUAGUAAUAAAAUCUAUGGCUUAAGUGACAAUGUGUAUAAGAACAGCUACUUUUUAUGA